Molecule: messenger RNA, 687 nt
Organism: Tilletiaria anomala UBC 951
Lineage: Eukaryota; Fungi; Basidiomycota; Exobasidiomycetes; Georgefischeriales; Tilletiariaceae
Exons: 2
Coding region: 1-687 (228 amino acids)
Biological process (GO): regulation of transcription by RNA polymerase II
Cellular component (GO): transcription regulator complex; PcG protein complex
Molecular function (GO): RNA polymerase II cis-regulatory region sequence-specific DNA binding; DNA-binding transcription factor activity, RNA polymerase II-specific
Source: RefSeq, a predicted model, not a curated record
AUGCCCGUUCCGCCUGUGCGAGGAUCAGCACAGCUUGCGCAAAGCAACGGCAAGGGAAGAGAGAAGAAUGGCAAGGGACGGGCGCAUGCAAGCACCAGCACAGAUGUUGGGUCUGCAGCAUCGUGUCCCAUCUACGCUGCCACCGCAACUACUGCUGCACCUCCAGGAAAGCCAACGAAAAAACGCAAGAGUGACGGGCUGAGCAGACCGGCGCCGUACACCGCGGAAGAUGGCAAGAAGCGCUAUCCUUGCGGUCAUCCUGGCUGCAACAAGACGUUCUCCACGAGUGGCCACGCCGCGAGACACAGCCGCAUACAUGCAGGCUCCCGGCCGUAUAUGUGCACGUUCCCCAACUGCAAGGCGCGCUUUUCACGGCAAGACAACAGCCUGCAGCACUACAAGACGCACAUUGCAGCGACUAAGAGCGGCAAAGAAGCCGAUCUCAGCUAUGCGUCCAAGACGCAGGAGGAGCUGGUCGAGGAGGAAGCGCACAUUGCAAUCGGUCGCAAAGCGUUGGAGGAUGGCACCGCGAUCGCGGUCGUACGAGAUAUCAUUGAUAGUAAUGGACAGAAAAAGGGAGAACAUGUCGAGCGAACAGUUGGGCUGCCGCUGAGCACGCGCAAUCCCCCUCUGACGUCGUCGAACGCAAAUGCGAACGCGAAGGAAGCUAUAAGCCAACAGCAGUGA